AGCCUGCCUCCUUGAAGGGAAGCCCGAACUUGUGUAAGCAGCAUUGCUGGCUGUCUCGAGGGCAGUGUGGUGUUUUGAAACGAAAAAGUGUGUCACUUCAACGAUACCCUGCGUGGACUGGGUGAGCUCACGAACAUUUUCUGACUGGCAAAUUAACAAAAAAGACUGCGAGAAGCCUCUAUCGCCGCGUGCAUUUGCUCUGCUGUCACUUUCUGAAUCGAGGGCACCCAUACUCCGAGGGAAAGAUGAUGAGCAAGACUGUAACGAGAAAACUACUGGGGUCCAUGUGUGGCUAUCAGACCCCAAGGUUGUCUUAUUGCCAGACUGCUGCCACUGCCAUUCGUCGAGAGAAAGUUGAAAUGAUCAAGGGCAGAGAACUGGAAAAAGAUGAGCUGCGUCCACUUUACAUGGACUUCCAGGCAACAACUCCCAUGGACCCAAGAGUACUGGAUGCAAUGCUCCCGUACCAAGUCAAUUACUAUGGCAAUCCUCACUCCAGAACCCAUGCCUAUGGCUGGGAGAGUGAAAGUGGCAUGGAAAAAGCUAGAAAGCAAAUUGCAGACCUCAUUGCAGCCGAUCCCAGAGAGAUUGUUUUUACAAGUGGAGCCACUGAGUCCAACAACAUGGCAGUCAAAGGAGUUGCUAGAUUUUACAAAGCCAAGAAGAAGCACAUCAUUACGACACAGACUGAGCAUAAAUGUGUGCUGGACUCCUGUCGAGUGCUGGAGUCAGAGGGAUUUGAUAUCACCUACCUACCUGUCCAAACCAAUGGCCUCAUCGACCUUGAGCAAUUAGAAGCAUCCAUUAGGCCAGACACAAGCCUUGUUUCUAUUAUGAUGGUCAACAACGAAAUUGGAGUCAAGCAGCCCAUAAAGGAAAUAGGUCAGCUUUGUCGCUCAAAGAACGUCUUCCUUCACACGGAUGCUGCCCAAGCUGUUGGCAAGAUCCCCAUUGACGUGUCCGACUGUAAGGUGGACCUGAUGUCUAUCAGUGGACAUAAGAUUUAUGGACCGAAAGGUGUCGGGGCGCUGUAUGUGCGAAGGAGGCCGAGGGUGCGUAUUGAGCCCCUGCAGAAUGGAGGUGGGCAGGAGAGGGGCCUUCGCUCGGGCACAGUACCUACACCGCUGGCAGUGGGGCUGGGAGCUGCCUGUGAGGUUGCCCAGCAGGAGAUGGAGUAUGACCACAAGCGGAUCUCCAUGCUGGCCAAUCGACUGGUCCAUAAGGUCAUGGCUGAGAUCCCUGAUGUCAUUAUGAAUGGUGACGCGGAGCAAAGGUACCCAGGGUGUAUCAACCUCUCGUUUGCAUAUGUGGAGGGAGAGAGCUUGCUGAUGGCUCUGAAAGAUGUGGCCCUUUCAUCUGGAAGUGCCUGCACCUCUGCUUCCUUGGAGCCCUCCUAUGUUCUGAGAGCGAUAGGAGCAGAUGAGGACUUAGCCCACUCUUCGAUCAGGUUUGGAAUUGGUCGCUUUACCACAGAGGAGGAAGUGGACUACACAGCUGAGAAGUGUAUUCAGCAAGUGAAACGGCUAAGAGAUAUGAGCCCCCUGUGGGAGAUGGUGCAGGAGGGCAUUGAUCUGAAGAGCAUCAAGUGGACCCAGCACUGAGCCAACUGCAUCUGCAUAGAAGAGGAUGAAGAGCCUUGUGAAUACUUCUUUUCUAUAGCUGUGGAAAAAAUGCCAUUCCCAGCUCGACUGGGACUUUUUCUCAAAGAAAAAUACGCACAAGUACAUUACUUAUGUUGGGGAAAUGAGGUUUUUUUACUGGCAGACCAUAGUCUGUUCCUUUGAAUUUGACCAACGCAAGAGGUGUUGGACUAAAUAAUGGACUUCUUUAUCUGCAAUGUGUGUGGAGUGGCUUGGAUGUGCCCCCCCAUUUGAGUAGCUCAGUCUACAUUCCAAGGAUUAUCGGUUCAUGUAAAGUUGGAAUAUUCUUCAUCAAAAGCAAUCAGAUUUCACUUUUUCUCAUGCCCAGCAGGAUACUGGAUAUACAGUAUACGUGGUCAAGCACACACACAAUGUUGUGAACUUGGCAAACACUCAGAAAUCAGUUUUUGUGGCUAUAAACAAAGUAUACCUGUAAAUAAUCUCAAAUACACCGUGGUUUUGGUUUGGUGAAGGUAAGCACUUGCUUCUUGCUCAUUGUUCUGUUACAGGAAGACUAUUCUCUAUGGAUGCAUAGUACUGCCAGUACAUUACCUCAUCUCUGUUCAGUUAGUCUUAACAGUUAACAAUCACAUUAAAUCAGCCAUUCAGAUCAUACACAGACAGUGUAUUACUACUAUUUUUAGUAUCAUAGAGGAUACUUGUAUGAAUCAACAGUACAUUUCAUAGUAUGUUCUUUUUGAAAGCUCAGAAACCAAAAAACUCUGACUACGUGUACAAAAUCAGCUCAAUGCAGUUGUUACACCUUGCAUGGAUUAGUGAACAGUGCUUUUCCAAAGCAUAUUGCAUUUAACUGUGAUAAAAAGCAAACACCUUGAACUUGUAAGCAUCUGUCUACCCUGUAAACCUUUCUUUCAGUUUUCAAGUAAAGCUACAGUAUGUCAACAAA
This is a messenger RNA of Engraulis encrasicolus (European anchovy), 2547 nucleotides long. It is a transcript of the gene nfs1, whose product is annotated as NFS1 cysteine desulfurase. Bases 246 to 1601 code for a protein of 451 amino acids. The record is from RefSeq and is a predicted model, not a curated record. NCBI's taxonomy places the organism in Eukaryota, Metazoa, Chordata, Actinopteri, Clupeiformes, Engraulidae. Gene Ontology annotation, cellular component: mitochondrion; cytosol; nucleus. The transcript is spliced from 13 exons. Gene Ontology annotation, molecular function: pyridoxal phosphate binding; cysteine desulfurase activity. Gene Ontology annotation, biological process: [2Fe-2S] cluster assembly.